UUCGAUUUAACCCAUAAAUUUUUAUAGAAUUUUUAUUUAUUUAUUUUUGGGUAGAUUCACCUAAGGAAGUUUUUAUUGUUGUUAUAAAUGUAAAAAUUAAUUUUGUUGUUUUUACACGUCAGCUAAUUUAUGGGUCAGGCACCGAUGAAAUUUUAUAUUUCUGAAAUACCAGAAAUACCCCAAUCUAUAUUUUGUAUUUUCAAAUGUGUGCCUCCUCUCUUCUCUCCUCCCGUCAGUUGCAGACCCAGACGAGAAGCGGAAAUCAUGGGUUACCGGGUACGGAGCUCCGUUUUCACUCUCCGGUUCCUGUUAGUGGCUUUCUCGGUAUUAGUCUUCACUGUCUCCGCCGAACAACUCUCUUUAGUUGUUGGUGAGUCCAGUACACUGCAAAUAUCUCCUAGGUUGCUAGUGAAAAACUCUCCUGGACUGAAGCCAGGCACAGCCGUGCUUUGUGAAAGAGUACAUAUCCAGGGAAUUUCAAGGCUCAAACAUUUGGAUAAGUAUGCGCAUUCAGCGAAGGUGAAAGUCACUCAAAAUAGUUCAAUCAUCCGACAACCACUCCUUGAAGCUUGUUUUCAUAGAUCUCUUGGGAUAGGAAUGUGCCCUCAAUGGAGGUGGGAGAAAGUUUCCCAGGAUUCAUGGGCUCGAGCCAUGUCACCUUUUGACCACAAAAUUUUAGAUGUACGGGUGAUUGGUUUAUCCUCGGAAACCCUUGAGGUGUCAAUUGAAGAAGAAUUUUUCGUAUACCGGUUAAUAUUUUUAAUCCUGGGCACUGUGUUAUUGAGCUUGGCUUCUGCCCUGAGCAAAUCCUUAGUCUUUUACUACAGCAGUGCCAUGGCUGUUGGAAUCAUCCUUGUUGUACUGAUAGUCCUUUUUCAGGGGAUGAAGCUUCUCCCAACUGGACGGAAGAGUUCACUUGCCAUUGUUCUAUAUUCAUCUCUUCUUGGUUUUGGAUCCUUUCUCCUAGGCUACUUUCCGAGGCUGUUGCGGCUAAUUCUUAGGGAGAUGGGAAUCAGUGAAGAUAUGUACAAUCCUUUGGCGAUCUUUCUGCUUGCAUUUCUUUUUCUGGCUGGAGCAUGGUUGGGCUUUUGGGUUGUCCGCAAGCUUGUUUUGAUGGAAGAUGGAUCAGUUGAUACCAGCACAUCAUCUUUUGUUGCAUGGUCCAUCCGCAUUCUGGCUGGAGUUAUGGUUCUUCAGAGCUCGUUGGAUCCUUUGCUGGCUGGAGGAGCAUUUAUAUCUGCAGUAGUAGUUUCACUAAUACUAAAGAAAACAUUUAGGCUGAAGUUCUUGCGCAGGAUCUUCAAGAGAUUAUUCAAAUUGGUGAAAAAGGGCUUCAAAGGAGUUCAAGCUCAUGCCCCUGAGUUAUCACCAGUUGAUGAUCUCGAUGAAUUUCUGUACGAGAGACCUGAAGCUUCAAAAUUCCUUAGACACCGAUACAAGCACUUAACAUUGAAUUCAUGCAGUUCUCCUAAGCAAGGUAUAACCAGGACACCACCUGGUCAGCUUUCAAGUCCUGGUUUUUUCCCUUCUACCUUCCAUCAGACGCCUGAGAGGAGGAAUUUUUCCAAAGAUGAGUGGGAAAGAUUCACUAGAGACUCCACAGAAAAGGCAGUUGAGGAACUUGUUUCUUCCCCUGAUUUUGGAAAAUGGGUAGCCAAAAAUGCCGAAAGAAUAAGUGUAACUCCCAUUACUUCUCGUCAGCGUAAAAGAUGGAGGUUCCUUUGGUUUGGAUCAGCCUCUUGAGAGUUAACAUAACCAAAUUUUGCUUCCUUUGGUUUCUGAGCAAGCCAAUACGAUCUCGUUGAAAGUCAAUGUUCUGAGGAAGUUGCCACUCAAUUGCUGAAACUGAAAGAAAAAAAUCAUAACGGGUUUCUAGUUUCCGAUUCGAAGUCAAUAACAAAGGAACACGAUCAGCCUGAUGUUGUAACAGUUAGGAUCUUAGUUUAGUCUGUGCAUACUACCGAGCCUUUCAUCAUUUUUACUGCGAGGAAGUUUGAAAUGAGUGGCUUGAACUCCAGGGGUGUGUAUUAAUCCGGAAGAUGAUACAGAUGCCUGCCCAGUAACUCUGUUUGCCAUGAUGUCUUCCCCAAUUUCUUAUCAUCUCAUCCUUUUCAAAUUUGUGUAGCAAGUAACCCAGAGUAUUUACACUUCGUAAUCUGGAGAUGUUUGUAAACCUCGUCAAGCAUUUUUAGUUGAUUGAUUCUAAUAGUACUUAGUUGAGUGAUUACAGUAAUAUAAUGUAUUUAUCUUUACAUCGAGUGUUGACUUUCUAGCCUGUCCUUCAUUUUCUCCACUGUCAAGGUUCUUUCUCACCAUGGACUUGUCUAAUCAAUCGUAUAUAUUUGGUUUGCAUGAACGUGCAUUGUUAUUCUUUCGUUAGCAAGAAGAGAAAAGCAGAGAGAAUAUGCUUGGCUUUCUGAAUGGCUUCCGAAUCCAGACACGCCUCGCCAUUGCCGCCUUCAAAAGGAGCUCCGCUCUCUAUAAAACCACCCCCACACUCCUCAUCCCCUUCAACGUAUCCAUCUAAUUUCUCUUUACUCAUCGACAACAUCACCGAAGUAUUCCAACAUGAGCAAUUACAAUCCUGCAAUUGCUCCACCUCCUCCUCCUGCUCCUCUAGGUUACCCUAAGGAAGGUUAUCCACCGUUAGGAUACCCUGUGGAAGGUUAUCCACCGGGCUAUCCUCCAAAGCAGCCGUACCCAGCACCUCCACCUCCACCUCCACCUCCACCUGCAUCUUAUUAUUCUAAUCCUUCAAGGCAGGAGCCUAGCUUUCUCGAGGGAUGCCUGGCGGCACUUUGCUGUUGUUGCCUAUUGGAUGCUUGCUUCUGAUUGUACGAUCAAGAUUAGCUUCUGAUCAUAAUCGACGGUUCAUAGCUUAUCAUGAGUUACCACUCGUGGAAAAUACCAACAAGAUAUAUAUGUCUGUUGAGAAUCAACCUUAGCUUUAGUAUGAAGCUAAAGACUUGUUUCUCCUUCUAUAUAAUCAUGGAGAAAUAGGAAACGAA
Carica papaya (papaya) is the source of this 3008-nucleotide messenger RNA. Lineage: Eukaryota; Viridiplantae; Streptophyta; Magnoliopsida; Brassicales; Caricaceae. The record is from RefSeq and is a predicted model, not a curated record.